Rotaria sordida is the source of this 702-nucleotide messenger RNA. The record is from the annotation of a GenBank genome assembly. NCBI's taxonomy places the organism in Eukaryota, Metazoa, Rotifera, Eurotatoria, Philodinida, Philodinidae.
AUGUUAUCCGACAUUCUGGCCGUGUUCGUCGUUACACUUAUCUCAUCAUUGUUUUUACCCACCACAUAUGUGCACGGUCUUCCGAGUUCAUCAUCAACCCUGCACUAUAUUCGUCGUCAUCCAUCUGCUGAUUUAUAUUCUUCACUCAGGCUCUUACGUCAUCAUCCAAUACCGAGUAUUGAUUAUGAUUUAGGUGGUGAUACUUCUCAAAUGUUGAUUGGCGAAAGCAACGAAUUACCAACAAUUAACGACCAUGAUGACGAUGAUUCAUCAUUCUUUGCUUCUUCUCUUCAUGCACCUCAUGAGCCAUUCGAGUUUUAUCAUCAACCAUCAUCAUCUAAAUCAUUGUCUAGAAAAUUAUUAUUAUUAUUAACAAAUCAACAACAACAACAACAAAAAGAAAGAAAUGAACAACAACAGAAACGAUCCCCUUCAUCAUUACUCAACACACCACCUUCAUUACCGACACAAUUCGAUUUCAAUUCGGCUCUUCCCAAAGAAAUAUAUGCUGAUCCAUCUCAUGCAAAUAGCAUUGUCAAUUUGAGUCAGUUGAGUGACUCGACACGUUUGUCACCUUCACUCAAGCUUUUGGUUGAAACAAAUCCGUUUGCGCGUGCUUGGCUUACUCUACUUUUACAAAAAGUCAUGGAAGAACAACAAGUACCGUACAUUUUCAAGUAUGGUCGACGACGCAAGAAAUAA